AUGGCGCCGGUCGGCGUGCCACCAACCGACGCCAAUGUCACCAACUCAUUGGCGCACCAUCACACCAACGACAAAACGACCACAACGAUUUCGACAAUUGCAGUUCGAGCUGGCGUGAACGCUUCGAUAGUCAUCGCUCUUCUAAAGAGCGCUGAUUAUAUUCAACUGCGCGUCGACGAAAUGCAACCAAAAUUAUUGACGAUCGGUGCUUCCGCUCGGGAGACGCAAGGAUUGUUGAGCAUCCAUGACGAUCUGAUGAGGCGUCUCGACGACAAAAGCGAUCAAGUCGCCGCGUUGCUGGAUCGCGCUGAUCAUCUGAGCGGCGAAAAGAGCGACCCGAACGAAGUGAUCAUUUACGACGACAUGGCGAAAAGCCUCCGCGAGACGUGGUCAACAUUGAAUCGGCAGCUCAUUCUUCGAGGUUAUCUGCUUCGCGAGACGCUGCACUUCUACCAGAUGGCCGACAAACAUCAAGAGCUUGCUGAUCGAACGGCUCAGAUUGUCGCGAAAUACAAUUCGGAGAAUUCGAGACAAUUGCAAUCGGGUGUUGAUCAACUAAUCAACGACAUUAUCGACGUGACCGCCGCCGUUGUCGAACUCGGCUCAUCGGUGAUCACCCAGAUUCGAACCAUCGGGCACGUCGAUGACAAUCCGGAGCGUCCGCAAGAGAUUCUCCAAUCUUGCGUUUUCAUUGAGAAUGUCAUGCUAAGGGUUGCCGCCGAUUGGGAGCGAUCCGAACAAUCUUGGCAACAGCGAAAAGUCGAAGUGGAGAAGCACGAGAGAAAAACGACGACCACCGAAGACGAGCUGGUUGUCAUCGAGCAAUGGUUGACAUAUGCUGAAAAACGAGUGAAAGCGCUGAAUGAGAGCGGUCAGAAGCAGGUGUUGAAGGAGGGAAAUAAUCAUAUUGCUCGCCUUCGUGAGAUUGCUCAGAGUCCCGACACCGAUGGCGGUCGCGUUUCUCAUCUGUCGGGAAGAAUUGAGGAAUUCCUACACUAUCUGAAGACGAGAAUGAACCGAUCGCAACGCAUUCAGUCGUUUAUUCAAGCCGCCAAAUCGAUGAUGUCCCAAUUGACGAUGAUGGCGUCGGAUAUGAAGAAUGCGAACGCUGCGAUGGCCGGAGAGCUGGCGCCAUUGGCGAAACAAAAAACGCAACCAUUGGUGGCCGAAGGCAAAGAAAUUGCUGCCAAGGAAGUGUUGAAUUAUGAGGAGCAACGAUUGGUGCGACAGCUUUGCCAGGAUCUUGAGCUCAAGCUUAACGAGAUUUUGGAGUUGGCCAAGCAGCGAAAAGCGUCGGGAAUAACGAAUGAGAAGUUGAGCACAAUAAAAGCUUGGCUCGAUGGUCCGGCGGCGGCAUUUUUGGCGCAAAAGGGUGACAUGGGUGGCAAUUUGAAUGACGCUCGCGAGUUUGUCAAUGCUCACAAGCAAUUCUCGACGGAAGUUUUGAAUCGCGACGCCGAUCUCAUGGGCCUUCUUUCGUCGCGUUCGCAAAUGUCGCCGGACGAGGAUCAAGAGUUGACGGCGUUUGUGAAGAGCUAUGAGAAAGUCAAAGAUAUUCUGGAGAAUCGCAUUCAAAUCGGCACGACGUACGAGCAGGUUCACAAAUUUGGCAAAGAUCUCGAGGGCUCGUUCGACGCGCUUCAAACGCUGCUCGAAAACAAUCAGGAGUACACGAACGAGAAGGUGUGCGGACAAAUCGCCAACGUGUUCCAGAUGAUUCAGGAGACGUUGACGCAAGAGAAGCAUCAAGCGGAGAAGUUCCUCGCGAACGCCACCCAAAUCGGCAAAGACGAUGAAUGGCUGAAUAUUCGGCGAGCCGGCGAGUCGGUGCAGAACAUGAUCAUCGAUCACGAGAAUCGAUUGAAGUACGUGCAAUUGAAAUGGAACGAGUGGCAACGCGACAAGAACGCGCAGACGUUGGUCGAGCGCGUCAUCGAGGAGAUCCAAAUGUGGCAGCAAGAGGUGCUCGAGUUCAUUGCGACUGUCGACCGAAACACGACAAUGAGUCGGGAUGAAGCCGAAGAGUACAAGAAGAGAUUGCUCAAGUACAAAUCGGCGGUUGAUGGGGAGCUUCUUCGAAUGGAGCAAUUGAAGAAUGAGACAUUGAAUGAGGAGCAACUGAGUCGAAUCAAUGUGCUCAUUGAUAAGCAAGAUUACAUCAAGAAACGAUUGGAGCAGCUUGAAGCCAAGCUCGAGCUUACAUCGGUUCUCAAAGUUGUCGAGGAUGUCCAAAUUUGGCAAGAGGAAAUGGUGGAAAUCAUUCGCAAUUUGAAUCAGGUCAUUUCCACUCAAACCAAUAAUCAGGAGCAAUAUGAGCACGUUCGUCGCAAAAUUGACGACUUGAAUGUGGCCGUCGAUCGCAAAUCGGAUUAUUUGGAAUCGUUGCGAUCAUUGUCCCAGAAUGACGUCUACCAGAGCCAGCUGCAGAAGACGAUUUCGAAUCAGGAGCAAAUCCGAAAGACGACGCACGAGCUUCAGCAGAAGUUGGAACUCUCGAAAUUGAUUCGGGUCGUCGAGGAGAUCCAAAUGUGGCAGGAGGAGGCCAUCGAGAUCAUUCGAAUGAUCGACAAGAGUCGGCCGGGAAGUGUGCAAGAGGCCAAUGAGCUCAUCGACCGUGUUGGCGAUCUUCGCGAGACGAUCGAAUCGAAAUCGUUGCGAAUCGGCGAGAUCAAGCGAAUGUCGACGAUACCGGAGUUCACGCGCAAAAUGGACGAGGUCGAGCACGUGCAGGAGCAGAUUCGCCAUCUCGCCAUUGAGCUUGAUGAGAAGAUUCGAGAGGAGAAGCUCGUUAAAGUCACCGAACAGGUGCAAAUGUGGCAGGAAGAGAUGACGGAGAUUAUUCGGAUGUUCGACACGACGCCGAUCAGGACCGUUCAAGCGGCCGACGAGCUUCAGGAGAAGGUGAAGCUUGUGAGGGAAGCCAUUGAUUUGCAGCAGCCAAAGAUUGAGGAAGUGGUCGCGAAAGCGCAAACCGAUCGAUUGAAGACGCAGAUCGCUCAAGUCAUUCAACAUCAGAAUCACAUCAAGCAGAUGACGGAAAAACUCGAGCGCAAGGCAAUCGAGGCGAAUAUCGAGUUGUCGAAGCCGCAAGAAACGAUUGAAGAGACGAAGACCGUGGAUCUCACGCGAUUCGAGACCACCGAGAUCACAUUAACACCCGAGGAGAAGAAGGAGCUUCAAAUUCUCAAGAAGAUCGUCGAGGAAAUCCAAAUGUGGCAGGAGGAGAUCGUCGAGAUCAUUCGACUCGUCGACAAUUCGCCGAUGCGAACCGUACAAGAAACGGAGGACGUCGUCAAACGCGUUCACGAGAUUCAGCAGACCGUCGAAGCGCAAAAUGUGAGAAUCGAGGAUGCGGCGAGGUUCACGAAAGACGAGACCUUCAACAAGACGAUCGAGGAGACGAGAACGAAACAAGCUCAGGUUCAACAGUUGGUCAAGGAAUUAUACGAACGAGUAAGGAGAGCCGCCGAGCAGAAUCUCAUUGUUAAGAAGCACGAGGUGGCGCGUCAGCGUGUUCGCGCUCCGCAAAUUCUCAAGAAGCUCGAGGACUCGGAGGUGGAAGAGGGCGCUCGGUUCGAGUUCGCCGCUCGAAUCGAAGGCGAACCCGAGCCGGUGAUCUCGUGGCUCAAAGACGGCAUCGACGUGAAGAGCAACAUCGACUAUCGUCAGGAGUACAUCAACGGCGUCGCCACAUUGGUGAUUGAGGAGAGCUUCAUCGAGGACACGGCCACCUACACUGUCAAAGCGACGAAUCCCGGUGGGAUUGCGGAGAGCAGCGCGCAUUUGGUUGUCAAGUCUCGAAGUGCAAUGUCAUCGGCAAUUCUCGACGAGGACAAACCGCGAUUUGUCAAGCAGAUUCAGAAUGUGCAGGUCAACGAGGGAACGACGGCCACACUUGAUUGUGUGGUGAUUGGAAGGCCCGAGCCGGAAGUGGCUUGGUUCAAGGAGGAGGUCGCUGUGAAGGAGAGCGAUAGGGUCCAUCUCACAUUCAGCGGCGAUCACUGCCAGAUGAUCAUUGAGAACACGAUUCCAUUGGACAGCGGUGUUUAUACAGUUCGCGCGAAGAAUGUCCAUGGCGAGGUGGCCAACUUCUGCCAGCUGCGGGUGAUACCGAAGAAGACGGCGCCGAUGGCACCGCCGAAGCCGCGCAUCAUGCAACGACCACCGUCGAUUCAGCCGCAACUCACCAACACCGUCUGGCAGGAGGGCGAGACGGCGACACUGCAAGUGUUCGUUCAGGGCGAGCCGAAGCCUGACGUCAGAUGGAUGUUCAACGACGCGCCGCUUCAACAGCAGACAACGGAGGUGGUUGUCACCAGUCAGGAGGACGGAUGGCAUCGUGUGACGAUUCCGCACAUCUCGCCGACGCACACUGGAAUGUACACGGUGAUCGCUGAAAAUGAGAUGGGCGAGGCCGUCAGCGGUGCGACGGUUCAUGUUCAGCCAUCGUUGAAUCAACGCUCGGUGACCACCGAGCAGCACUUCCAGGAAGACGUCGCUGAGCUAAUUGGCCAACCGGUUCAGAAGACAGUGAUCACGACGACGAAUCGGGAAUAUCAGCGGACGGAUUUCCCGCAACCGCGCGAGCCUGAGAAGAUUGUCGACGACAAGCGUUGGGUUGAAGUCAUCGAGCAACACUUUGAAGAGCAUCUGUCGCAGGCGUCGACGUCGCCAAUUCCGCAAAUCACCGAACGCAAACGGGUCGAAUCGCAACAGCGAUGGGUUGAUACCAUUGACGAGAUCUGGUCGCCAGUUCGCGAGACCGAAGUCAGAGAGAGUCGCACGUCGACGGGAAUGGAUCACUACAGCGCGCAUAAUGUGUAUCAGCAAUCGCAGCCGAUCAUCCAACAAUCCAACACCACCACGACGACAGUUUCGCACAUCGGACAAUCGCAUCAGCCGACUCAGCCGGAUAUAAUUCAGACCGUCACCACUGACGAAUCGAAGAAGACGAUGAACGUCGCGACGAUUCGGCAGUCUCCACAACGAGAAGUGCACGAAGCGCGCACAACGCCGGGACCCACGUCGGAGCACGUCGCGACAAUUCGACAAUCGCCAGUGCCGGAGACUCAUCGAUCAACAAUCACGAGGCGAUCGCCGUCGGUUGAGAAUGUCGCCAAGAUUCGACAGUCGCCAAUUCCCGAGACUCAUCGAUCUACCAUCACGAGGCGAUCGCCGUCGGUUGAGAAUGUCGCCAAGAUUCGGCAAUCACCGGUACCGGAAACUCAUCGAUCAACGUUGACGCGAAAAUCGCCGUCGGUUGAGAACAUUGCCAAAUAUCAGCCGGCAACGCAGCCCGACGUUCAUCAGGCGACGACGGCGUCUCGUCAACCAGUCGCCAAUAUCGCGCAAGUCCAUCAUCCGGCGAAUCCCGACGUUCAACAAACCAUCACCAACAUGCCAAAGAUUGAUCGCAUCGACGACAUUCUUGCCGCUCCACAAGAGGAGAAGGUGACGACGACGGUUCGUCAAACGAUCACAACCACCGGCGACGUCGACGAGCAGCGUCAAGAGCAGCCGACGAAGACGACGCAGCAACAAGCGACGACCGUCACCGAAACCACGGACAAUGAGGGAUGGGUGCGUCAUCAGCAUCAAGAUUUCGUCGAGCCGCACAAGUCGACGAUCACCAUCAAGAAGCUGGAUGUCGAUGAGACGGAGAGAAUCACACAACAGAAUAUUGGACGACCUGCUACUACCAACAAGUACGAGCAUGCUGAGGAAGAGCAUGUGGUUAAGCAGGAGUCGAAGAUCCCAAUCCGUCAGGAGCCGAAGACCACGAUGACGGUUACCGAGACCACCACUGGUGAAGGUUGGGUUCAGCAAGUUGAUCAGAAUAUUGAGCAACCGCAUCUCAAUAAGAUUACGGUGAAACGACUAGAUAUUGAAGAGGAAGAAAAUAUUAGAAAAAAUUUGGAACGCGCUCAACAACAGCAGAUUCAGAAGACACGAGAAGAAGAGGAGGAAGGUUCGAGAACUCGAAUCGAAUCGAGAAUACCGGUGCCGAAAACGACCAAGACGGUUACUGAGACGACGUCUGGGGAAGGAUGGAUUCAGCAAGUGCGUCAGGAAGGCGAUCAACCUUCUCAGAUAACGGUGAAGCGAUUAGACAUUGAUGAGGAGAGUAGCGUCAAUCGGCAGAAGGCAACAAUGAUUCAAGAGGGCACUGAGAAGCAUCAGGAGUCGCGAAUUCCGAUUAAGCGAGAGCCGAAGACGACGACGACGAUCAACGAGAGCGUGUCGGGCGAGGGAUGGGUUCAGAAUGUGCACACCGAUUUUAGGAAUCCGCAAGCAUCGACGGUUGUCGUGAAGAAGUUAGGAAUUGAGGAGGAGGCGACGAAAGCGGGUAGUCGACCGAUUAGUAUGGAAUUCAAGAAGCUGACUGACGAUGAGAGUUCAGUUAGGCAACGAGAUAGUUUUAUUAUGGCAUCUGACAUCGAGGGAUUCUGGACGGAUGGCGCCUACACAGCAUCGCCGACACCACCGCCGGUGCCGCUGCAUCGCAGCACCGCCGAGGACAAUAUGCAGCGGAUCGGUCUCUCGCGAACGACAACCGAGCCGGAGUUCAUCAAGGCGUUCGAACGAGAAUACACCGUCGAGGAGGGCGGUCGAAUCGCGAUCGAGUGCAUUCUCGUCGGCAAUCCGAAGCCCGCCACUCGCUUCUUUUUCAACAACAAAAUCGUCACCGAGAAGACGGAAUUCCUGAAAAUCUGUCACGUCAAUGACACUUACUCGAUAAUCAUUAGUCCGGCGAGAUUGGAGCACGCCGGAUAUUACAAGAUGAUCGCCGAGAACAAGAGGGGAAUCACCGAGACGCUUACGGUACUCCACGUGAGACCCAGAUCGCUUCAAGAGUACCAACAGAAGCAGCGACAAUUGCCGAAGCCGACCGAGCAUGUUACGGUCGAGGAGGAGUUCGCCAUGUUCGAAUAUGAGCAGCGACGUCCAUUGAAGCACGAGGCGAGCAAAUUGGCGACACCGCCGCCGGCGAAACGCAUUCAGCAGAUUCACAAAAGCGACGAGGAGCACUUGGAGCAGUACGAUAUGGAAGGCCAAAAGGCCGUCGGCCAUCCGCCGCACUUCACGCAGACGCUCGUGUCGGUGGUGGUCGCCGCCGGCGAGGCGACCAAAUUCGAGGGCAUCGUCACCGGAUGGCCGGCGCCGACCGUCGAGUGGACGAUCGACGGACGGCCGCUGGACAUGCGCGACGUGAAAGUGUCGAACAUCGGCGGACGCGUUUCGCUCAACUUCGCCAAUUGCCAAUUGGCGCACGCCGGCAAAUACAUGUGCACGGCGAAGAAUUCGAGCGGGGUGGCGACGAGCAGCGCCCAGCUUGUCGUUAGACCCAAAACGAUCGCUCCGGAUUUCAUUCAGCGGCUGAUCAGCGAGGAGAUCGAAGAAGGCCGCCAAUUGAAAUGGACGGUGCGUGUGACCGGCGAUCCGAUGCCAAAGGUCACGUGGCUUCGCGACGGCUACGAAAUUCCCGAUUGCGAGGAGGUUCGCAUCAUCGAUGAGGGAAAUGGAUAUCAUUCGUUGAUAAUAGUGAAGGUCGAAGGCGCCGACAGCGGCCAAUUCACGUGUCUCGCCGAGAAUCUCGCUGGCGAGGCGCGAAGCACCGCCGAUCUCGUCGUUCGACCGCCCGGAACGACGCCCGGAAAUUAUUUCCACGUCACAAAAGUCACACAAGAGGAACAGACCGAAGGAUCGCAACCAACGACUUCAAGUGCUUUCGCGAUUGAGACGCCGCAUCCCAAACAGAGUGAACUGCUAUAA
Messenger RNA from Caenorhabditis bovis, 7773 nucleotides. NCBI's taxonomy places the organism in Eukaryota, Metazoa, Nematoda, Chromadorea, Rhabditida, Rhabditidae. The record is from the annotation of a GenBank genome assembly.